UGCCUUCCAACCGCUUUAUAUCACCGUCCCACUCUCCCCCCCGUCCUUCCUUGUCAGGACCAAACUUCAUCUCUCCUCUCUCCCCCCCUCUUUCUCUGCAGCUGCGUUUCUUCCUUGACCGGCGUCGGCGUCGGCGUUCCCUCGCCUGCAAGGUCUAAAAAUCCAUGGUGAAUUCAAUCGUCUUCACAUGACCCUUGUCUGUGCUAGAGAAAAGACUGUAGUUUAUGGAGGUUUUGGCCAGGGGGUGUUCUUACAUGUGCAGGUCAGAAGUCUCACGUGAUGAGGAAGCACCUGUCUCUAUCUUUCUUUGGGGUCUUUCCUCUGUAUUUCCCUUGCUAUAUUUUGACCAAGGGUAAAUAGAUGUUGCGAAGCAGGUUUGACGAAAUCAUGCUCUCUCUUUCCUUUUUAUGAUAAUUAACUCUUUUUCCAUUAUCAGAACAAACACAGGGAGGGGAUGGCUCUGCUACCGGGCUGGCAUUGUAGAAAAACUAUCUGAGGUUUUCUGAAAGCCUGUAGGCAUUAGUGUUACUGAGUGCCCACCUAUGACAGAUAUACUUAAGAUAAUAAACUAUUAUGAGUUCUCUGCCGGGUUGCCACCAGAUUUUGGCUUUAAUUCUUGUGAACUAAUAUGACAUCCUCCGACCUCCACUCCAAGCAAGACGUUGGGUUCAAGAAUUUGUUUGCAUUCACUUUUGAAAGAUCUAUCAAGCAUCUGACUGUUUAUGGUCUAUUUGGACAAUGAAAUGGUCACAUUUCUUUGAAAUUUGUCCUUAAAUAAUAAAGGAGAGUUAUAGUCAUGGUUCACAGUUAGCACGUAUAUAAUCGCCAGCCAAGUAAGUAACAGGGAAGUUUCUCCUCAGGCUAAUCUAACACCUAGGCUUACACUAGUCCAUUGUAGGUUAGAAUUCGGUGAAUAACUUAGUUGUCCAUUACUAUAUCCUUUUCUGAAUGCAGCGUGGUAUUGCAGGCACUUUUUGGUCAUUGCACAAGUGAAGAUACUCCACUAUGUGAUGUUGACGAUAGUUCUCUUCUGGAUUGGUCCUCAUGCACUGCAUCCUUCUGGGAGUGCUGUAGGUCAGUGUAAGCUCCGGGAGGGCGAGGGUAAAGUAAUAAGCUGGCCACUAUAGAUCUGGUCAAUCAGGAUUGACUAGCUGUCUUGCAAACUAUGAUCAUAUGCAAAUGAAUGAUCGCUGAAUGGGGCUGUGGUGUUUAGGCCAGCUGCAUUUCUCUGUUCCAGAAGAUAAUGAGGUUUAGUAUAUGAAAUAUCUGAGCAUUAUUCACAUUCUCAUCUGACAAUGUGGUGAGGUUAUGAGAUGAUUGGGGUUCAUAUCUAUUGUCCAUAGAAAUGCCUUUCUUCCAGUGCCCAAGGGGACCCGGGCUGUUCUCUACAAAGUCUGCAUUGGCCUCCCUUUGUAACAUAGUUGACGCAAUGCUCUAAUGGCGUCAUGACCUGGUGGUGAUGGUGGUUGUCCAGGUCCCGGUUCGCAAUUAGGGUUCGUUAUGAUCUGAGUUCCAACACCCAUGCAGGACAAUAAUUAGUUUUCUGGCUGGCCCGAUUAAGUUGUUGCUUCCGAAUACCACUAAGCAAUGGCAUUGUGCUGAGUUGAUACUCAUUUAAGAAAAGGAGGCCUUGGAUGCUAUAGAAAUUGCACAGAGGCUGGUUUCUUUCUGUUCCCGCUGGGAUAUCCUUGACUCAGACCAUCCGUUCUUUUACACCCUUGUUGAAGUCUAUUCAACUAUAGAGCUAUGUCAAUGGUCACUGUACGGUAAUAUUGUGGGACUUUCUGAUUUUUGAGAGAUUAGAUUUAUGAUGAAACCCUAAAAAAUAUAUUGUACGGUGGAGGUAGUAUUAGGGGAGAUGUGGGGUUUGUAAUUUUCUCUCUAUGCACAAAAUAGAAAAAAAAAGAAGUUAGCUGAUGUACUUGAGGAACGAUGACUGCAGACUAGUAGAAGGUCGAAGUAGAUUUGUAUUGCAAGAGAUAUUACAUUCAGAAAAUUUGAUAUUUGUUGAUAUUUUCUAUAAGAUUUAUGGCUUACUUUAGGUCCUACGCCUAUAUCUUAUUUAUCCUUCUGUUGCUGGAUUAAUCUGGUCAAGUAUGGAGGCUUGCUGUUUUAUAGAUUGAUGUUCGAUUGUUGCAUGUAUAAUAUUUCCUUACAACUUUGAUCACCGGAAGAAUGUGAACAAGAAAAUAAUCCAAGGAAAAUGACAAAUUCUUCUAAUACCCUGCUGAGUUUAUCAAAUAUCUAAUGGGAGACUUCUUUGUUACUAUUUUUUAAGCGACAUUGUUCUUGGCUGAGAUACUCCUCCCUCCCUCUCUCUGUGCCUCUGCCUCUGUUUCGGGUCAAAUAAAAGGUGAUAAUGUCCUUGUAGAUCUAUUCUCCGAAGUCUACCCUUAGCUUUUGCUUGACGCCGUAAUGGGGCAUAGACAUUUAUUUGGCACGCCUCAGAUGUUUGAGAAUGACCAUGACCAAAGCUGGAACAUGCAUGCAGAGCACCCCUAUGGGCAUAUAGCCAGGGGAAAUGUUGGUGAAAAUGGUGCUUUCUUUUAUCCUGUGGAGAAUGUCUCUUCAGAAGGGUUGCAGUUUACCUCUCACUGGAACUCGGCCCCAAGGUCAAAUGGAUACAUUCCAAUAGGCCAAAAUGAUCAAUUACAACCAUGUCAGCCUGAUGCUCCUGGUCCAUCGCAGGAUCCUUUCAUUCCCCGCUCAAAUGUGGCAACAUUUGGUCCAGUUCCAGAAAAUUACUUCCCCCAUGCAUCUUCAUCCAAUUACGACAGGCAGACACCCUAUGCAGUUGAAGGUGGUGGGUUUACUGAUAUCGCAAUGGACAGCGGAAGAGCCCACCAGAAACGUAAAAGCCCUGGAAUCCCAGCGGUCUGUGAGAGGGGCAAUACUAGCAGAUAUUACUCUGGUGGGACGUCCUCUGACGUCCCUGCAUUUUCGGAAUAUAGGCAGGAUAUGUCAAGUGUGGAUGCUCAGCAUUUGCCUUGGGAUCACAUUGCAGCUGGUAAUCCAGGUUACAGAAGUAACAGUCACUCAGUUAGGAGCGAGUGUUCUCUAAGGAAUGUUAGAAGCAGAUCAGGAAUUGACUUGGAAAGCAACUCUUUGAGGAGCCACUUACCUGAUAAUCCUCCCCUUAAUUCCUUUGCUGCAAGCCACCCGAUUGAGCAUUCUAGCUUGGUGGAUAUCCCUGGUCCAAGUUCUAAUGCUUUGACGACAGAAUGGAGCCAUGCUAACUUGUCUCCCGCGCAUGGAAGAAUCUUGCUUCCAGAUCCACGUGGGUUCUCCCACGAGUCAAACCACUUCUCAGGGGGAAGCAACCCUUCCAAUGCUCCACCAGAUGCUAGAGGAUACGAUUUUAUGACGAGCAGGAAUCCAGUUGUUCCCCAAUUUUAUCAUGUCUCCUCAAGUCAAUCUCUAAGGGGUCCUCGCAAUAGCUAUUCACAUAGAUCUACCCCUGCUUUUAGGCCUUCAAACAGCAUGAGACUUGGCAACGCGAGCCUGUCAGAGGAGAGAAUUCAGUCAAUAGCAGAUAAUUACUCCAGGCAUUCAAGAACGCUAUCAGCAACGGGAUGGCGUCAUAGUGAUAGAAAUAGAAGAUCUAGGAUUACAAAUGAGAGGUAUCGGUCCUUUCCAGAUGAGGCAGGCGUGCAUGAUCGAGUGGGUUAUGAGGGCUUCAUGGUCGUGGAUCGCCCGGCCAUAUAUGCAUCACCCAGAAGUAUGUUAGAUCAACACAGAGACUUGAGGCUCGAUAUUGAUAAUAUGAGCUAUGAGGAACUGCUGGCAUUGGGUGAGAGGAUUGGAACUGUUAGCACUGGUUUGUCGGAAGAUUCGAUAUCAGAGUGUUUGAAAGAAACAGUGCAUUGUUCCUUAUUUCAGAUGCGGGACGAGGAAAAUUGUGUCAUUUGCCUGGAAGCCUACAGAGAAGGGGACAACAUUGGGACUCUGAAGACCUGCACGCACCAUUACCAUGUUAGCUGCAUCAAGAAGUGGUUAUUGAUGAAGAACUCUUGCCCGAUUUGCAAAGCCUCUGCGCUCGCUGAUGACAUGAAAGAGAAGUGAAUUAAAUUAAUUAGUCUAUUAUCUCUGUCUCUUUGUUAUAUCUUAUGUGAUGCCCUUCCGGUUGGGAGGAGGAAAAAUGAUGUCUGCUUAGGGAACUUGUAAAGGGGAUUGCCUUGUUAUCCUAUUUCAUCAUUUAAAUUAUUUUGGGCUUCCGAUAUUGAUUCUGUGAAGCCUGCCCUAGUUUCCGAUUCGAAAUGGUGUUUUAAUUUUAAUGGCCUCA
This is a messenger RNA of Punica granatum (pomegranate), 4282 nucleotides long. The record is from RefSeq and is a predicted model, not a curated record. NCBI's taxonomy places the organism in Eukaryota, Viridiplantae, Streptophyta, Magnoliopsida, Myrtales, Lythraceae.